UUAUUUCCCUCUUUUCUAUCACGCAGAUUGACAGAAACUGCAAACAGAUACAUCGCAACUGCAAAAGAUGGACGACGACAACAAGGGCUUGCUGUGGAAGCUUCCGCUGGUCAAGUCCGACCAAUUCGGCAAGUUGGGCCCCGCCUUUGGCAUCGGCGCCGGCUGCGGCCUUGGUUUCGGCGCUGGCGUUCUCGGAGGAGUGGGUUUUGGCCCUGGAAUUCCUGGUUUACAGGUUGGUGUUGGAUUUGGUGCUGGAUGUGGUGUUGGUUUAGGGUUUGGCUAUGGUGUGGGGAAAGGAAUUGCACAAGAUGAAAACAAGAAGUACUCUAAUGUUGGAAAUCCUUUUCGUGGAGCUAGAAGCAUAUCUGAGGAUGAUAUUUCUGCACUUGUGGACGACCUUGUCAUCAAUACUAAAAAGCUUAUCAAGGCAACAUCAAAAGAAUUUGACAAGUGGAGAAGAUAAUGGAAGAAGCCAUUGAAGUACAUUUGUAUAAAGUAUAAAGAAAAAACUCUCUACUAGUAUAUUCAAUUCUAUAUGUUAAUUCAUGGCAAACUCUGCAUAUUCAAACUCGUAGAAGUACACGAGAUACUAAAUUUUCAUAUGAAUACUUAGCGGGGCUAUUAUUGAAUUCUGCCAAUGUUUAACUGGGGUAUGAAAUUGAAUGCCAGAAUAUUGUGAAGUAA
Vigna unguiculata (cowpea) is the source of this 684-nucleotide messenger RNA. RefSeq names its product glycine-rich protein. The record is from RefSeq and is a predicted model, not a curated record. Lineage: Eukaryota; Viridiplantae; Streptophyta; Magnoliopsida; Fabales; Fabaceae.